AUCCCAAAAGCCGGCUGAGAAUCAGUUAAAAUCGAAAGUUCUACGUUAUUGGAAGUCAUUAUUAUUCAAAAUAAAAAUGCGUUCAGCUAUUUUAUUGGGCCUGAUUGCCUGCUUGGCUUUCAGCCUCGUCCUGGCAGCUGAAGAGUCCCCCAUCCAGUCGAAUGAUCUGUCCUCCGUCGAGAGGGAUAUCGGCCAGGCUGUGGAGUCCGAGGUGCGAGCUAAGAGACAAUUCGGCUUUGGCGGACCCUUCUAUGGCGGAUAUGGACGGCGUUUUGGUUAUGGCGGCUAUGGCGGAUACGGUGGAUUCGGCGGAUACGGCAGACCAUUCGGAGGCUUCGGUGGUCCCUUCGGCGGAUUUGGAGGUCCUUUCGGAGGCUUUGGAGGCCCCUUUGGAUUUUACGGCUAAAUAGUUACAUCUACCAAUAAAUGAAGACUGAAUAUGUA
Messenger RNA from Drosophila ananassae, 444 nucleotides. RefSeq names its product glycine-rich RNA-binding protein 1. The coding region runs from base 77 to 406 and encodes 109 amino acids. Lineage: Eukaryota; Metazoa; Arthropoda; Insecta; Diptera; Drosophilidae. The record is from RefSeq and is a predicted model, not a curated record. The transcript has a single exon.